UACAAUACAAUAACUAGACGUUGUCGUAAUUUUUCAGUUCGGUGCAGAAUAUUUUCAAUAGAAUUAAAUUUAUUAAAAGCAAUUGGAAAUAUGCAAAAAUACUAAAAACUGCAGCAGAAACCAGUGAAGUAACGAUUUCGAUAAAAAAUUGUGGAGUUUCGUGGAAAUUUCUUGUGAAAAUCGAAUGAAAAAAUUCUUUUGUGUGACCUAUACGAACGGGACUCCGUCGGACGGCCUCGCAAUCGCAUACACAAGCAGCAGUUGAAGCACUCGCAUUACAUGCUGUGGAAGGAGUGUAUGGGGUAAUAAGUUAAAAAGAAAGAAAAAAAUGUGUCAUUGAACGUCUGUGAGUAGCAGGAAUACGAACUCUCGUGAGAAGGAGCUGAAGUAAAAAUCAAGGAUCAACACCACUAACUAAUACCAACGGAGUUAUAAGACCCGUACCAGCACCAGCACAGUAGUAACAACACAAAAGAACGCAAACAUUUUCGACAUAAUUAACAUUAUUAUCGAUAAUCACCCUCGCCAGCCCUAUAUUCAAUCAUUGGAAAUCUUUGUUCAUCCAGGUUGAGAGUAUUUUUUUUCUGUACCAAACAUAAUACAAAAUUCCAUUCCAUAUCUUGCUACUAUAUCAUCUGUGCGUGAGUGAAGAACAGUGAAAUAAAAUUCAAUUAUCUUUAUUUGCUUUUUUACGUUCCAAAACGAAAUACAUGUAAAUACGUUUUACGUCCGUUCCAUAAAAACUGUCGCCAUCGUCGUUGGACUAUACACGGUGUGCUUAUUCGUAGGCAAUUGUGUAGGGGAACAUUGACGUGCUUAACAAUGUGAACACCCCUUGUAGCCGAGUAAUUUAGUGAAAUAAGAAACAAAAAAGUAAACGAUAAUAUUGUGUUGUACUCUGUGUUUGUGUGCUGUGUGUACCGUAGAAUAAAAUUAUUAAAAGCGAAUAAUGCACUUGCUAUAAAAAAAGAAGAUACAGAUACAAAGCGAAAGCGAUUAAAAAGGGCAAAUAACUGAGUGUGGAAGGCAUUGAAAACGAUCGCUAUCACCAGCGUUGGCAGUAGAGGCCAAAGCAACAAUAGUAACCUGACCAGCGCCAGCACCCAUGUUCACAACAUUGGUCAUAGUUAAGAAUUGUAAAACCUCGCUUAAAUUACUGAUGUUUUAACGAAGAUGGACUUGCACAGAAGUGUAUCGAUUUUAUGAUUUCAAGCUUUAUCGUCUUGAAAGAACUACUGCAGUAGCAUUGUCAUAUUACAUCUAAUACAUACCUAGACCACACAGCAUAGAAUUAAAAUUAUACAAAAUGGGGGAAAACGUACAGUGUCCAGUAUGCACACUAUUCCUGCAUGCUGGUAUGAACCUUUCGGAUCAUUUGGAAACCCAUCCGAAAGAGCAAGUGAUUAAGGCACUCGUGCAAAUGACUAUUUCGGGUAGUGGUGGCACUGCUGCAAGCACCGCUCUGGCGGCAUCCUUAAGUGGAGGUGGAGGUGGCGAAACUAAGUCAGAUCCGGACGAAAAACCAAAUCUAUCACCAGUUUCUGCUAAUUCAGAUACAAUUAGCAGUUCGGCUACGAACAAUUCAGUAUCUGCUGAAUCAGUCCAAAAGAAUAGUCUGAACUUUACAGCCGCGUUCAGUGCAAUACCAGCAAUAACUAAACCUUCGACUUCAGUGGUGGCGGCCGCUGCAACAACGACAGCGACGGUAAAGCCACCAGUUGAUGGUGUUGCAAAGUCAAAGGACACAAGUGUAACCGAAAAUGGUGAGAACAAGUCCGAAGCUGGUAGUGGAAAGGGUAAGGUUAAGGUUUCACUCAUACCAGCGGCGAUUCCCAGCGUUGUUGGACAAGUGCUGCCAGGUCAUUUUGAUGGAUAUGCUGCUGCGAAUGGGUACCACCAAAGGCAACAGAAGCAAUUAGUAACAAGUCAAUUAGAACAGCAGCAGCAGCAGCAGCCACAACAACAACAACAACAGCAACAACAACAACAACAGCAGCAGCAACAGCAGCAACAACUACCCCAACCACCACAACAACAGCAACACAAACAAAAACCACAGCACAUGGAUAAUGUAACGGCAAAUAUUACAAUUGCACAGCAACACACAGCGUUGCCACCACCUCCCGCACCAGUGGCAACCAUGCCGAUAUUAGUUGGCCAAAUGCCGAAUAAGCUGCUACAUUCAUCACACUCAACUACUCUAUUUGCAAGUAAUGUUGCCACCCAUCGUCACGUUCAAAUGCUACCGAUCCAGCAGCAAAUUCAACAACAACAACAGCUUCAACACCAGUAUCAACAACAGCAACAAACUCAUAAUCAGCAGCAGCAGCAACAGCAGAACCUGAAAAUAUAUUAUUCGACAGCUAUGCCCGCACCACCGUCUUCGCUGCAGCUUUUCCCCUUCCAUGCAUCCUCCCAAAUGCAGCAUCAAAAACCACCGCCUGCUUAUGGCACUGCGAUAAGUCAAAUUCGAUCUCAACACAACCAAAACAAAAAUAAAAAUGCUACUGGAGAUAAAAGCCAUAUACAACAUCAACAUCACCAGCAGCCAACGCAUCAUCAGCAUCAGCAACAACAGCAGCAGCAGCAGCAGCGACAACCACAACAACACCAGCUGCAGCAACUACCACUUCAAACUCAACAGCGUCCCACAAUGCAUCCGCCGCCGCCACAAUUAACAGCAACUGCCUCCGUACCGCUGCAAAUACACCACCAUCAUCAGCAACAUACUCUUUCAAAUAUUCCAGCUCUAAGCGCAAACCCUUCGAUGGGCGCUAAACCUACUGAAUUACUUCCACCGCCUCCGCCACCCACACGCUCAUCAACAAAUUUGCAUCAACAAUUGCAACAUUCGCUGGCAUCUUUCGGCAACUCAAGCAAAACAUCGGCAGCUGUACAGCAACGUGUGCCAAUGGAUGCCACUGAUCACAGUGCUAUGACUGGUGGCACCAUAACAAGUCAGGUGCUUCCUUCAACUUCAGCAGCCAGUGCUGCUGCAGCUGCAACCAUACCACCAGCCAUUAUAGCCAUUACAUCCGCUGGCGGCAUAAGACAAGUGUCUUCACCAUACAGUUCAAUGUUGAUGGCAGCGGCGCAAACGCCUUCGUCGUCUUCUGUUUUGCGUUAUGCUGAAUCGCCGGUGGCGCACUAUUUGGAACGAGACAAUGGCGAUUUUAUAGUCCAGGAGACACCGAAACACAUUGUCGAGUGCGUUGAGAAAGAUAAUGGCGAGUUUUCGGUGAUUGAGCGCAUAUAUCAGUCACCGUUAAGUGUGCUGCACAUACACGAAGAUGACGAGAAAGACGAUGAAGAUGGCGAUGAGGAUGAGAAUAUGACAGCGAAAAACAACGAUAACAAGAAAGAAUCUACAUCCGAUGAACAAACAAAAACAAGUGACGUCGUGCCAAUGGAUAUUGAAUGUGCUGGCACUUCAAGAAAAACACAGAAGUCGCAAACUACGGAGAAUGACAAAUGUGGGCGGUCUACUUCGAGUAAGAGUCCCCACAUAAAGAAUGCAGAAACAAGUGGGAAAAAUUCAAUACUUGACGAAAAUACGCAAACUAAAGCGUAUGGUAGCGAUGGGUCAAUAACGGCAAGCCCCAUUAUCAGCAGUCAUAUAAAUAGCGAUAGAUCCAUGCCACUGAACGGCGCAUCUAUGAGUUCUGCUAACAGGGACACAAGCAGCGAUCCCAGUGCCGUUGCGAAUUCAAGUUCCAACAACAAUAGCGAAUCCAGUGUGAUGCCAAGCUCAACAUCAAAUUUCAACCAAAGUUCUAAUUCAACCGGAACGUCGCGUAAACUUAACUCGAAAAACACUAUAACUGUGCUGAGCGAUGUACAGUUGAAUUUAGAUGAAUACCUCGAUUUGGUUGGUAAUAUAAUAGCAUCCAGUAAAAUAUCAGCAAAAAGUAAUGCACUAACCGGCGCUAUGCCCUUACCAAUGCUCAAAGUCGAAAAAGAAGAGCCGCUUGAUGACUACGAAAUGAUUAGUUCACCACAGGAGCAGGAAACAUUCGAAGAGCAAAACAAGGAAUAUUUUGAUAAACAAAAACAGCUUCACGAUUCUCAAGCACCAACUGUAAUCGAACCACCUACAAUCGCCAACAAAAAUGAGACUGAACAAAUAGUUGAAAAUAAUUGUAGUAGCAAUAAGGUUAGAAUAAAUGACAGUGACAAUGAUACAAAGGCUGCCAGUACCGCCAUGCUGCAGAUGCAAAAUGCCAACAUAGGCGCAACAUCAGUCAUGUCAGCGACAUCAGCAGCAGCAGCAACAGCAACAGCAACAGCAACAUGCUCGAGUCACGUGACCAGUGUUAUACGCAUGGCAACAACUAGUCAACAACAACAACAAGCGCAAAAGGAAUCAGCGCAUCCAACAGUGGUUGCUCCGGCAGCCACAGCCACAGAAACACAAUCACAAAAUGCAUGCAGCGAUGCGGCUGCAUCGGCAAAUCAAACGCAAGUUACAUCAAUAAUUAUACAAGAUUUGACGCGGCAACACAUCAUACAACUAAAGGAGGAGACGCAGGCGUAUAGAGAUGAGCAGCAGCAACAGCAGCAGCAGAAGCAGCAGCAGAAGCAGAAGCAGCAGCAGGAUAUAGCUGGGUUCUCGCAAGCAGAGGCGGCGCAAUCAGAGUUGCCUGCCCAAGCGCCUCCAUCGACUUCACUGCCAGCGCAGAAAAAGGGUCCGAAGAAAUUAAUUAUCAAGCCAAAAGUAACAAAGACUGAUGCAAAUGCUAACCUCAACCUCAACAACAAAAGCAACAACAUCAACCACAAACAGCAUAAGAAUAGGGAUACUAAGGAAAUAAAACCCCAAAUAAUUAAUGAAGAAGCGUUAUGCGAACAACCGACCACCUCUUCCAAAGCACAAAUGGAAUUGAAAGAGAAAACACUGCAAUUACAACAACAACAUCGCGAACAACAUGAACAACAAGAACAACAUACAAUAGCACAUAAAUUGAUAAAAAGCGAACCCAUCACAUCAGCUUACGAUACCAGCACCAAUAGGAUUGGCAUCAAUGGCAGCAAUUUGGGUCACAGCAUACUGGAGAAUCAUCUGAACGCGUCUGUUGACAAUUGUGCACCCAUUAUUCAAUGUAAAAGUGAACAUGAACCACAAGCCAACUAUCUACAGCCCUUGAAAGAGGAAAUCAAAGAGAUCAGCAACUCGAAUGACAAUGCCGCAGCCAAUGAUGAUGCGCGUGUUCUGUUGGAUUUUGCUAAUUCGAAGAAGCGCGCCUCACCACAUGCAGGCGUGACCAAUUUUCUCUCGGCCACUUCGAUUUUUUCGAACAAUUCCAAUGCAAUGAACGAGCCCAAAUCAACGACGAGUCUCGCUAAGACCAAAACAAAUAGCGCCGAGUCACAUGCCGCAUUGCGCUGGGAAGACGAAUUUAUAGCUCAUGAUGAUGUGCAAGAGAUCGUCAUCUCAUCAUCGUAUUCACAAUCACAAUCGGCUUCAGAUGUACCCACCACUGCAACCAAUUGCACGACCACAUCUCAUGCGAAGGAUUUAAAUGCCGGUCAACUGCCGCAACAACAGCAUCAAAACCAGCAACAGCAACUUCAACACAACUUCACCGACUAUCCAUUUAGUUUUCUUUAUGGCAAUGGCAGUGCCGUCGGUGGUGGUGGUGGUGGUGGUGGUGGUGGUGCAGCUAGUGGUGCACAACAACCAGAUGCUAAAGGUGGUAAUUUCUCAGCCAUAUAUCAGCAGGCUGCGCAGGACGCCACCACAGCCGCCACUCUUGCAUCUGGCAGCAAUACUGUCCAUACAGAUGAAUCCACCAGUUCAACACAACAGCAGCAACCGCAUACCAAUCACUUUGGUGGUGUGCACAGCGGCAGCGGCGAAAUAGGGAAUACUGCACCGCAUUGGUAUCACCACGCCAUGGCUACGACAAAUGCUGAUUUCGAAGCAACGCUGGGUGUCGAUUGCAAUGCGGCCGUAGAUGGUGGUGAUGUGGGUAAAUACUUGGAUCUGGAUACUUGUAAGCGUGAGGUUUUAGUUGGUAUGCCAGGUGCGCCAUCUUCGACCUCGUCAUCCUUCGCUGCAGCCACAGAGAGUAGCUUGGCCGGUGGCUGCACAGCAGAUGCGCUGAAUAUACGAACUGAUGAAAAAAUGCCUGCCAAGGGUGAGAUUUCAGGGCAGGAAAGCAAUUGCGAUAUUGAGAACUCAUGGAGUCAGCCGAUGUAUGGCGAAAUUUCUGCGCGUUUUUUCAAAACCACAUUUCCCGGAAUAUUUCAACACGAAAAUGGUUGGAAUCACGAUGAAUAUUUCACUGUGCAGGAUUUGAGCGCCUCAGCGGCUACAACGGGCAAUACGGCGACUUCGGUCCGUUCAAGCAAAAGCUUUGAUUUUCGUCUCCCUUUGGAAGCAACUACCUCAGCGGCAGCAAAUAGUACAGGCGUUGGCAAUAGCAAUUUCCAACUGUUCGCCCGGCACACGGAUGCAUUGCCCUCAACAUCGUCUUCUAAUAAGAAGAAACGAAAGCGUGACAGUACUGGCAAUAGCGGCAAUGUUAUUGGACGUAUAGAGAAAACGGCGGGAGUAUCGCGCAUGCAACCAACCGCUACAAUUACUUCACAACAACUAUUGUUGCACCAGCAGCAGCAACAGCAGCCGCCGCUGCAAGCAGAUGAACAGUUGCAACAGCCACAUCAUAGCGAUAAUGCUGUGACUUCUACUGCGUUUAUGGCGAGUGGCACAUCAACGGCUGCUGUUACAGCUGCUGGCGAUCCAGCUGCUUCAUUGGGUGGCGAUCAGAGGCGACAACGAAAGAAAGUAUAUCAGUGCACACAUUGCACAGCCGAGUUUCCGAAGCUGAAGGAUCGCAAUUCGCAUAUGAUAAGGCAACAUAAUUAUGUGCGUCAGAAUCGACGAUUGAUAUGUGUUCAACGUCCGGUUACGGCUGCGGCUGCGGCUGCCGCCACCGCUGCCGCUGCUUCCUCAUCAACCAAUGCAGCUGACGGUGGUGUUGACAAUGUUGUGGUUGUAAAUAUGGCAGAUGGUUGCAACGGCGGCCUUGUUCGUACAGAAAGUGUGGAAUUUCUUGAAGAUUCCAAGCAGGACAUUGUUAAAAUUGAGGUGGAAAACGCAUACCAGCCAUUAACGGCUUCGGGCGCGGCGACUACGGCAGCGGCUGCGUCUACAUCUGCCAGUGGUGAAGGCAUUGAUGCUAAACCAGAACUUAUAGACGACAAGAAAAACAUGGCAUUAUUAUCUACAAACAAUUCCAAUGCAAACAGUGGAGCUGACGAUGGCGUCAGUGAUGCAAUUGACACGAAACCCGCAAUCCAACCGUUGACGUUGUCAACACCAGCCACGAAAUUAGCUGCACUCUAUCGUAUGUUGGUGGCCUAUAAUAUAUCCACUUUGAAAGAUAGCCAUAAUCUAAGUGAGAUGGAGCAGAAACUCAUUGAACAGUCGAUCUUUUUCUGUUACAUUUGCCGGCGCAAUUUCACAUCGGUCAAAUUGUACGAUGCUCAUCUAAGCGAACAUCCCGCCGAAUGUUUUACAUGCGGCAAAACUUUUCAGCGUUGGAAGAAUUUUUCACUGCAUUUGAAACGUCAUCUGGGCUGGAAAGAGUUCGGCUGCAAUGUGUGCGACAAAAAGUUUGUGGUGCGUAGCGCAUUGGUCGAACACAUGCGUAUGCAUACUGGACAUACGCCACUUAAGUGCAAAGUAUGCGGCAAAUACUUUAAGCGCUACUCCAAUUUGACACAACAUCGGAAACGUCAUAGCAAGCAGACCAUAAGGAAGAAGGAAUAUGUUUGCUAUUGUGGUGAGGUACUGCCGUCGAAGGCGCGUUUCCUUUGGCACAAGGAGACGCACGAUGCUAAACCGAAAUGUUGUCCUCACUGUUGUGAUCGUUUCGUGCACGCGAACUCCUUGCGCCGUCACAUACGCUUAGCGCAUUCCGAUAAAUUCGACUAUACCGAACCGAUGGAGUGUCCGUUGUGCAAGCAAACCUUUGCCAAGUCUUCAAUCAAGGCGCACAUGGCCACACAUUCGAUGGACACACAACACGACUGCGCAAUUUGUAAUAAAUCCUUUUCCACCAAAUGGAACCUGAAAAUACAUUCUUGGGUGCAUGCCAAUCGCACCGCCAAACCAUUCAAAUGUGAGCACUGCCCCAAGGCGUUUGUGCGCGAGGUGGAUUUCAAGAAUCACAUGAACGCCCACAAACAAAUCAAACCGUACACGUGCGAGUAUUGCGGCUGCAAAUUUAUACGAAAAUAUAAUUAUAUGCGACAUCGACGUGAACAUCACGGCAACAAAAAGUUCACCUGUGACCUGUGCAAGAAAUCCUUCCAUCGGCAUUAUUAUCUCAUCGAACAUCGACGCAUACAUACAGGCGAACGCCCAUUCCAGUGUAACAUAUGCGGCAAGAGUUCCACAACGAAAACGAAUCAUAAUAAACAUUUGAAAAUACAUCAUUCGCGUGAUCCCUUCACCGUUGAAGCGUAAAAGAUUGAAUGCCAACGAAACGAACAGUAUGAGUUUCCACGAUGGUCGGUUCUACGUUAUCGCAACGAUCCGGAUUCAUAUCCGGCCGAGGACAAGAACAAUAACAACGGAAACAGCAACAGCAUGAGUUCAAUCAGAAUUUUCGGUAUAACGAAAUGUGUAUUUGGAAUGGAGCCAAGUGGUGGUUGGUGGCAGCUGGCGUGCGCUGAGCUAACGCGACGUUUAGGAGCGAGCUGUAAGCGUUUGGUGUAUCAUGGUUUUAAGAAAGUUUUUCUCUUAAUCUCUUCGUGUAUGUGUGUGUAAUUUAAAUGAGUAUUAUAAAUAUUACUGAAUUAUUGAAAAACGAAUUAAUGCGGUAAGUAGUUGUUUAGGCUAAAAUUGAUGUGUUGGAGCCUCAUAGGCAGGCAGAGUGUUAAACCAAUGCAUAAAUGUGAAUGUGUACACCAUUUUCAGAUGGAACUCGCUUUAAAUUAGUUAAGUAAAUUCUUUACGCAAUUUCGAAGUACAAGGACGCAUACAAACUGCAAAUGUGAAAAUUGAGUAUUUGAAUUGACAAAAAAAAAAUUUAUUAAAAUUAAAAUGUCGGCAACAGCUGAAAAACGAAGUUUUAGUAUGUAUUUAUAUUUACCUAAAUAGUUUUUAUAUUGUACGUACACUCCAUUUGUGGAACAACAUCAAGACGCACGCCACAAAUGCGAGGAGGAGCUCGGCCAAACACUCAGAAAGGGUGCACGCGCCAAUUAUAUAUAUAUACAUAAAUAUAUGUAGACUCUAUUUGGCAAAACUUUGAUAAUAAAUCCAUGAACAAGUUUUUGCUUUUAAUUAAGAACUCACCAAUGUACGAGUAUUUUGCAAGUGUCAAGCAGAAAUUCAUUUUAUUGGCUAAGAAAAUAGGUUUUAAAAACUAACGAAAAUACUUUUUAGCAUUUUGUUUAAGUUCGUGAUUUGUGAUGCAAUGCUAAAACAUUCAUUAAGGUAUUAGCUGCAUUCAGCGCUUGGGCGAUUCAUUUGUUUUAACGGUAUGUGAUUUUGUUUUUUGAAAACUUAAAAUGCGAAAUUUGUUUAGAAAUAGUAAUCAUGUUUUUGAAACUAUACAACAUUCGUUGUCUAAAACCUCAGUGUGAUUGCAGUUUUUGGUUAAUUGAUUUAUUUCGUAAAAACGCCAUUUACUAUUUAGCUUAGUUUGUACGAAAUCGGUUCAUAAGUUAUUUCUUUCUAAUUAAAAUAAUUUAAAAAAAGUGGUUUUAAAAUUAUAGGCAUAAACAAAUGAAUCUAAACCGGUCUACAUAGUUGAUUGACUUAGAAUUGCAUAAGUAACAAAUUUCAAACAUAUUUUAAAAUAAAAAUCAAAAAUUCAUACGAGUUUAA
This is a messenger RNA of Anastrepha ludens (Mexican fruit fly), 9841 nucleotides long. RefSeq lists its product as uncharacterized. The transcript is spliced from 6 exons. The record is from RefSeq and is a predicted model, not a curated record. Lineage: Eukaryota; Metazoa; Arthropoda; Insecta; Diptera; Tephritidae. The coding region runs from base 1307 to 8473 and encodes 2388 amino acids.